AUGAAAUGGAAGUGGCUAACUUCAGUAAUAGAGAUUAGGAGUUUCCUAAGUUUGGCGAAAUAUUAUCGGAGAUUCAUUAAGAGAUUUUUGCAGCUCGCCUUAUCUUUAACUAAGUUGACUAGGAAGGAUACGCCUUUUGUCUGGACUCCGGAGUGUGAAGAGAGUUUUCAAGCAUUGAAGUACAUGUUGACUGUUGCACCCGUAUUGGUAUUGCCCGAACAAAGUGAGCCGUUUGAAGUGUACUGUGAUGCAUCACUGAAGGGUUUAGAGUGCGUUCUGAUGCAGCACCAGAAUGUUGUAGCAUACGCCUCACGGAAAAGUGAACGUUGUGACGGACGCCUUGAGUCGGAAGUCUUUAUAUGCAGCUUGGAUGAUGCUAUGAGAGGAACAGUUACUAAAGGCAUUUCAAGGUUCAUCAAGACAGUGAAGCGUUACGUAAAGUAUUACCAGCAGUUGAACAGGAAAAACAGUGGAAAGUGUCAGAAGGAUAGGAUGCUUCGGAAGUAUAUUCCUAAUACAAGUCAUGUUCUAGAACCAAAACCAAUUCAAGUAAGAGAAGAUCUAACACUUCCAGUAAUUCCGGUAAGAAUUGAUAACACCAGUGUUAAACGAUUACGUGGAAGGAAAGUAUCAUUAGUAAAAGCAGCUUGGAGUCGAGCUGGUAUCGAGGAACAUACUUGGAAACUUGAAUCAGAUAUGCGAAAGAACUAUCCACAUCUCUUUUCAGGUAACUAG
This is a messenger RNA of Arachis ipaensis, 735 nucleotides long. The record is from RefSeq and is a predicted model, not a curated record. NCBI's taxonomy places the organism in Eukaryota, Viridiplantae, Streptophyta, Magnoliopsida, Fabales, Fabaceae.